AUGGCGGAGGCUGCCCGCCCCUUGAUACGGUUUGGGAGGCGCAGAGGGCAAACCCGGGAGUCCGAGCGUGAGUGUCUCUCCCGAGGAGGGUGCAGGGGGCACGGCGGCAUGAGUGAAUUGGGAGAGAGCAAAAAUGACUUCAAUGGAGAUGAAAUAAUGGAAGGAAUAUUUCUUCCUGCGGGAGUAGAUCUUCACCAGAUAACUAUACUUUCUAAGGCAGAAUGGGAAAGGAUUCAGGACAGCAUUGAUGCUUCAGCAAGAGAAGCAGCACAAAUUCGUGCUGAAAGGAAAGAGCGGAAGGAUUUGCACUUACAGUCUCAAGCCCUUAUGAAACACUGGAGCAACACUAUUGCAGGUUUGACACAGGCAAAGCUGAAAGCCAAAAAAGAGCGUGAAGAGAAGAGUGAGGAAGAAAAAAGAAAAGUUGACCUGGAAGAAGCAAAGUACCAGGCGGAGAAGAGAAAAGAAGCCAUUGAAAAAGCAAAAAUUGAUCAGUAUUAUCAAAGUGACAGAGUGAAAAGAUUCCAUAAAGCGCUCUUAGUUACUGAAGUCUUAAAAGAAAGAGAAGCUCAGAUUGAAUUUCAGAAGGUAAAGCAAAAAUUGUACCGGAGCAAGGACGAAGAAAUAGAACGUGAACAUCAAAAGGCUAUACUAAAAGAGGAGGAAAAAGUAAAAGAAGAACGGAGAAAGCGAAUGCAGAUUUGCAAGGAUCAACUGCAACAGAUAAAAGAGCAUGAACGUUUGGCAGAGCUGAGCAGACUAGAAAGCAUAAAAGAAGGGGAAGAGAUUGAGGCGUCGACCAGGUUCUAUCACCAGGAACUGCAGGAAAAAGAGCAGAAGAAGCUGGAGCAUAAGCUGGAGCGCAAACAGGCCCAUCAGGCCCAUGUUGCGGACCAAGUUAUUCUGAAGGCUAUAGAAAAGCAAAAACAAGAAGAAGAAGAUGAUAAAAUUCGAGACCAUGUUAAUGCAAAGCACGCUAUAGCGAAGCUGAGAAGACGAAGAGAAGAAGAACUGCUCAGGGAAGUAGUGGAAACCAGAGAAAAUAUUGCCAAGCGCCUCCUGGCACAGAUGAAAAAGAAGGUUACCGAUGAAGACGAGCGUGUUGCUAGGGAAGUCUCAGAGGCAGAAGAGGAGCGUGAGAAAGAACUCUCAGAAAAAGAAAAAAAGAACAAAGCUGAUUUGCAAUUAAUCACAGAAUACAGAAUUGGUGUGAUAAAAAGGAAAGAGGAAAAAGAAAAACAGGAGAAACAGGAAGCUAAAGAGACACUUUGUAAAAUGAUUGAAGCAGAUCGAGUCUACCAGGAAUUAGAGAAAGACAAGAAACACAGAAAUCAUUGCGCAAACUUAAAACUGCAAGAAACCCAUGUCAUGCAAAUUGCUGAAAAAAUAGCAAGAGAAAACCGUGAGAAGCAAGAGGAAACAGACUAUGUUAAACAGAGAGAACAUAUUGCUCUGUGUAAGGAGCAGGAAUUCCAGGAGUAUGCAAAGAAAAUAAUCGACGAAGAAGCAAAAACAACCCAGAAUCUUUACCCUCUUUUGAAAGUAGUAGGGGAGGGUGCUGGUGGGGGUUAUGGGUCACUUUAUAGAGAAAAGGAAGGAAUAAGACCUGGCGGUCAGGGUGCUCAGCUACCUUAUACGGGUAGUACAGCUCAGGAAAUGAAGCUUCUAAAUGAACACCGAUACGAGGGUACUAAGGGACGGCUAGGUUUUACCUGGUAA
Euleptes europaea (tarantolino) is the source of this 1719-nucleotide messenger RNA. It is a transcript of the gene CFAP210, whose product is annotated as cilia and flagella associated protein 210. The transcript is spliced from 10 exons. NCBI's taxonomy places the organism in Eukaryota, Metazoa, Chordata, Lepidosauria, Squamata, Sphaerodactylidae. The coding region runs from base 1 to 1719 and encodes 572 amino acids. The record is from RefSeq and is a predicted model, not a curated record.